Molecule: messenger RNA, 1164 nt
Organism: Drosophila mauritiana
Lineage: Eukaryota; Metazoa; Arthropoda; Insecta; Diptera; Drosophilidae
Product: alpha-tubulin N-acetyltransferase 2
Exons: 1
Coding region: 95-790 (231 amino acids)
Biological process (GO): alpha-tubulin acetylation
Cellular component (GO): microtubule
Molecular function (GO): tubulin N-acetyltransferase activity
Source: RefSeq, a predicted model, not a curated record
UUCCAAAGUCAAAGGUAUAGUCUGAAUGUUUUUUAAUCAAGUACGAGUGUGAGUCGGAAUACCCUGAGAAUUAUUCAAGUCAUAAAUACAGACCAUGAUGGUGGAGUUCGCCUUUGAUAUCAAGCACCUCUUUCCGCAGUCGAUCAUCCGGGUGCAGGCGCACUCGCUAAGUCCCGAAGUCGCCCAAUGUAGACCUUACCCCCAAACGAAUCGGGGACAACAGCCGAGGAGCAGCUGCCGGCUUAGCGAAAUCAUAAACGUCAUGGGCAAGUUGUCAGCGGACGCCCAGGGGCUCUGCCAUGCAGUGACCUCCGCCGACAAGUUGGCUCCCGACCAGGUGGUAUAUCUAAUGGCGGACAAAGCGGCGGGACACUGGGAAAUCACCGGGCUGCUUAAGGUCGGCACCAAGGACCUCUUUGUCUUCGACCAGGGGGGCUGCUACCGACGGUUCAAUAAAACGCCAGCCAUUCUGGAUUUUUAUGUCCACGAGAGUCGCCAGCGCUGCGGCCAGGGCAAGCUGCUCUUCGAAUGGAUGCUGGAGAAGCAGGGCUGGUCAGCGCAGAAGUGCUCCGUAGACCGACCGUCCAAUAAGAUGCUGGCCUUCAUGGCCAAGCACUACGACCUGGUCCGCACCAUUCCGCAGGGCAACAAUUUUGUGCUCUACGAAGGCUUCUUCGAUGAUCCCAUCACCACGAGCAAAUCUGCAAGCGGGCUUCAGGCGACCGGCAGUAUCCGCAACCAGAGCCAGGGUCACUUCAAGCGCCAGGAACAUGAGCAGGCGCAGGACUAGAAAACCGUGUCAGGAACAUCGCUCAGGAACAUCGCUCUAUCGACGUCGCUGGAAUUCACCACUCACACUCGCCAGUAUGCAAUGAGGUCUCCGGCGGCAGAAGAUUCUAACACUAGAGCAGUCGCACAUAGUUCGAUUUCAUUCGUGGCACUUAUCGAUCACAAAAUUAGUAAUUCGGUUUAAAAAAUCUUAAAGUUAUUAAAUUUAUAUCCCACACCACCACUUUUUAGGCAACUGAUAAUGCUAAUCUUACUUGAAGCUUGUGUUGAGAAAACAUACUGUAUGCUAUCGCUGAUGCCCAUUACCGAUAAAAUCGAUACAUUCGAUUUAAACUUAUUCCAAUUCAAUUUCCCUUAUUGAAAAUAAAAAAUGCA